UUGUCAUGUUCAUAUCAAUCAUAUAAUAACAUGAAUGUUUCAAGAUCUACAGGUUACAAAGAUUUCGUGUGGGCUGUUGAAUUAAAUCAUUUAAGUCUGAGAUUGAUCGGCUUGUGGCCUACAAUCAAUAAUGCUACUAAAAGAAGGAUCGAACUUGACAUUAUCGUGGGUUCCAUUCUUAUUUUGAUGAUAUUUAUUUCUGGUGUUCCAUCUGUGUGUGCGCUUGUGCGAGUUUGGGGCGAUUUGGAGCUAAUGAUAGACAACUUACGACUUACAUUACCAUUAAUAAUAGUUUCACUAAAACUUGUCAUCAUACGAUGGAAACAAAUAGUUCUUUCAUCCGUUUUAAAUAUGAUGGCGGAAGAUUGGAUGGCAUCAAAGCUAAGUGUAGAGAGGGAUGUAAUGAUGAAAUAUGCGAAAACUUCUCGAUUAUUUGUAAUUUAUACAUAUGUUGUGACAUUAUCUGCGUCCAGUUUGCUCAUUGUUCCUUCAUGUAUUGGCCAACCAACCAGAUAUGUGACAAAUCUCACAGAUCGAAACAAACCUUUACCGAUGCAGACGUAUUAUUUUUACGACACAGAUAAGAGUCCGCAAUUCGAGUUGACAUUUCUCACUCAAGCCUUGACCUUAAUUUUGGCUUUAUAUGUCUACCUCUCAGUAGACGCUUUUCUUGUACUAGUUGUUCUUCACGUUUGUGGUCAGUUAGAGAAUUUAAAACACCGAUUAGUCAAUUUGGUCUCAUGCAACGAUUUUGACAGAGCACUGAGUAGUAACAUUGUGACUCACAUACGAAUCAUUAGGUUUGCCAAUAACAUCGAGGAUAUUUUUACUUUUAUUAUGCUUGGAUUGGUAUUAUAUUUUGCAAUUAUAUUUUGUCUAUAUGGAUUUCAAUCGCUCAUUGUAAUUACAGAGGGAAAAAUAAAUGACGCGGGUAUUGUACGAGUAGGCUACAUAGUAUUUGUUGUUAUAAUUCUAUUUAUACAAAUGUUUCUUUAUUGCUGUGUCGGAGAACUGAUAACAGAAAAAUGUGAAGCAAUAUACCGUGCUUUAUGUGAUCUUGAAUGGUACAAUUUAGAGUCGGGUCGAGCAAAACAUAUUAUUAUAUUAUUGCUACGAACUCAGAAACCUCCUCGUAUCACUGCAGGAAGAAUUAUUCCAUUAACAAUAACUACUUUUUGCAGCUUUGUAAAAACAUCAGUAGGAUAUAUAUCGUUUUUGCUGGCACAAGCUUGA
Messenger RNA from Nylanderia fulva, 1233 nucleotides. Its product is annotated as odorant receptor 13a-like. Gene Ontology annotation, molecular function: odorant binding; olfactory receptor activity. Gene Ontology annotation, cellular component: plasma membrane. Gene Ontology annotation, biological process: sensory perception of smell; detection of chemical stimulus involved in sensory perception of smell. The record is from RefSeq and is a predicted model, not a curated record. Lineage: Eukaryota; Metazoa; Arthropoda; Insecta; Hymenoptera; Formicidae.